Ostrea edulis (European flat oyster) is the source of this 594-nucleotide messenger RNA. RefSeq lists its product as uncharacterized. The record is from RefSeq and is a predicted model, not a curated record. Bases 1 to 486 code for a protein of 161 amino acids. The transcript is spliced from 4 exons. Lineage: Eukaryota; Metazoa; Mollusca; Bivalvia; Ostreida; Ostreidae.
AUGGAUCCCACAUGUUGCUCUAAGAUGGACACUAGUAGGGAAGAGAAAAAGAGGUCGCCCAAACGAGACAUGGAGGAGAACAGUAGAAAGAGAGAUGAAGGAACAAGGAUAGACUUGGGGAAAAAUAAAGACUUGGUCUCAAGACAGAGUAUACUGGAGGUCUCUAGUGGAAGCCUUAUGUGCAAACCAGCACGAAGAGGACUAAAUAUUCCAAACGGAUCAUCAAUAAAACACUCAACGAAGCCUAAACGCAAACGAACAAGGAUUCGGAAACAGCACCAUAUCCGACCCCAACUUUUCAAAAGUAGAAAUUCGAACGUGCAAAUAAGUACAGUGUAUCAGAGAAAGAUUUGGCAGAACAGGAACACCUUGUUUCAUACCAGGACCAUGAAAAGAUGGACUACAGCAGCAAGUGUGCUUUACUUCAUGAUUUUUAGAAAUCAUCAAUCACUUGAUCAGCAGAAUUUCAUCCUACUAUGUCUAUAACAAACGUCACACAAAAAUUAUACAUUGCUUCUCAUUAUAUUGAUGUAAAGAAAAUAUAAUCAUUCUGAAUUUGGAGUUCUCUCUUAUAGUACAUAGAGUUUCAAACUA